This is a messenger RNA of Rotaria sp. Silwood1, 2564 nucleotides long. The record is from the annotation of a GenBank genome assembly. Lineage: Eukaryota; Metazoa; Rotifera; Eurotatoria; Philodinida; Philodinidae.
AUGAUAGCCUUAUUAAAUCGUUUAGCUGAUAUCCUUGCACAAGAAUCUGUAAAAGAUUUACAACGAAACGGUUUACAAGAAAAUGAUGAGAAACAAUCGAAUCUUGUUAAAUCACAAAAUUUAUUACAACAAUUUGGUCUUACUUCAGAUAUUCGUCCAAUAUUUGUUCAAGUACAAGAACGUCAUUCAACUUCACCUAUAUGUUUUAAUCUUUCAAGUAGUUUAUAUUCUUCACCUAUAGAUAUUGUUGCAAAUGUGAUCUUAUCAAAAUUAUCUGCUAGUAAUCCAGCAAUGCCUAAUGAAGAAAAGAUGAAAAUUGUUGAAGAAUAUAGAACACGUUAUUGGUUACAAGCAUUUGGGUGUGAAGAAAGAAUCUUUGGUACUAAGCCAUUAAUACAAUCACGUUAUGUUCAAACAUGUCUUCGUCUUGAUAAACCAUUAUAUUUUAAAUUAAUUAAUAUUGAAAGUGCAACUGGUAAUGGUAAAAAACGAUGUAUAGCAAUGAUUCAUGAAGCUAUUAAACAAGAAGAAGAACGAAAAAAACCACAAAAAUUCGGUAGACGAAGUAAUGAAAUUCGUCAAGUAUGGAAUGAAAAAGAAAUAGCUUGCAAAUAUUUUUCUUUACGUAUUUUAUCUGGUCAAUUAAUUCCAGCUGGCGAAUUUGAUGAAGUUAAAAUUAUUAUUGGAUUAUAUCAUGGUACACAACCAUUAUUUUCUGGAUCAAUUAUGGAAAGUCGUUCAGUUGAUACAUUAAAUCCUGAUUGGCAACAAGAAAUAAAAUUUGAUAUAACAUUAGUUAAUUUACCACCAGCUAGUAAAUUAUGUUGUUCGAUACAUUUUCAUCGACGACGAACAUCAUUAUUAAAUUCUGAUGAAUGGAUCUGUAUUGGAUGGGCGAAUCUCAAUGUAUUUAAUCAUAAUAGUUGUCUUAUACAAGGAAGACAAAAAGUACGAUUUUGGCCAACAGAAAUGAAUAAUAAUAAAAUGGUUUCAUCUAUGUAUGGUUUUAAUGAAAGAGCUUUAGCUGGUAUAAAUCCUGAUCGAUCUUAUCCAACAAUCGAACUAGAAUUUCCUAGUUAUAAAUAUCAAAUAGCAACAUUAUCACCACGUAAUGGUUUAGCUAUGCAAGCACAAACAAAAAAUGAACAACUUUUACGUUCAUGUGCAUUCCAAGAUGAUUUAGAAGAAACUGGAGAAAAUAUUGCUCAAUCAGAUUUUUAUGAUUGGCUUCGUUCAAUUGAAUUUGAAUUAACGGAACAAAGUCAAGUUGAACUUUGGGAUAGACGUUAUGAAUGUAUGCGUGUACCAGAAUCAUUACCACGUUGGCUUAAAUGUGUUAAAUGGUCAAAUCAUGAUAAUGUUCUUGAAGCUUAUAAAAUUGUUAAAAAUUGGCCGACAGAAAAUAUAGAUCCAUUAAUGACCGCCCUCGAAUUAUUAGAUGUUGAUUAUCCUGAUCCAUUUAUUCGAUUUUCAGCUGUUCGUCUACUUGAUACACGUAUUGAUGAUGAUCGACUUCUACCUGUUAUAUUACAAAUUGUACAAGCUGUUAAAAAUGAACCAUAUCAUGAUAGUGCUUUAGCAAGAUUUUUACUUAAACGUUCAUUAUUAAAUCAACAAGUUGGUCAUUAUUUCUAUUGGCAUUCAAGAGUUGAAUUAAAAAAUCCACAAUAUAAAGUACGAUAUGGUCUUUUAUUAGAAGCAUAUUUACGUUAUUGUGGUGAAUAUGCUGAAGAUCUUGGACGACAAGUACGUUCUGUAGAUAAAUUAAUAUAUAUUGCUGAAUUGAUACAAAAUAGUACACAUGAUGAAUUAUAUAAUCAAAAAGGUUAUCUUGCUCAUGUACUUACGCGAGAAAGAUAUACUCAAAAUCUUCAAUAUUUUCGAUCACCUGUUGAUUAUAAUAUUGAACUUGGUCUACUUGUUCUAGAUCAUUGUCGAAUAAUGUCAUCAGCUCGACGACCAUUAUGGUUACGUUGGACAAAUGGUUCUGAAUAUGCUGAACAUUAUUUUCCAACAUUUGAUCUUAUUUUUAAAAAUGGAGAUGAUCUUCGACAAGAUAUGUUAGCAUUACAAUUUAUUCAAAUGAUUGAUAUUAUUUGGAAAGCUGAUGGACUUGAUUUAAGUCUUUUACCUUAUGGAUGUUUAGCUACUGAUUAUUGUUCGGGUUUAAUUGAAGUUGUAAAAAAUGCUAAAACAAUAAUGAAUAUACAAAGAUUAGGUGGUUUAAAAGGACAAUUUCAAUUUGAUGCUAGUGCACUUUAUCGAUGGAUUGCAAAAAAUAAUCCCGGUGCUGAAAAAUUAAAAAGUGCAAUUGAUUUAUUUACAAGAUCAUGUGCUGGUUAUUGUGUUAUAACAUACGUUCUUGGUGUUGCUGAUCGUCAUCCAGAUAAUAUUAUGGUUAAUAAACGUGGUCAAUUAUUUCAUAUUGAUUUUGGACAUAUAUUGGGAAAUUUUAAAAUGAAAUAUGGUAUACGUCGUGAACGUACACAAUUAGUACUUAUUGAUGAUUUUGUUCGAGUUAUUACUAAUAAUAAUACAGAGAAAAAUCCAAUUGAAACACGUGA